Aspergillus heteromorphus CBS 117.55 is the source of this 2407-nucleotide messenger RNA. RefSeq names its product protein phosphatase 2A structural subunit TPD3. Gene Ontology annotation, cellular component: cytoplasm; protein phosphatase type 2A complex. Lineage: Eukaryota; Fungi; Ascomycota; Eurotiomycetes; Eurotiales; Aspergillaceae. The transcript is spliced from 10 exons. Gene Ontology annotation, biological process: protein dephosphorylation. The coding region runs from base 331 to 2181 and encodes 616 amino acids. Gene Ontology annotation, molecular function: protein phosphatase regulator activity. The record is from RefSeq and is a predicted model, not a curated record.
CCCCGAUCACCUUAAUAUCCCCCUCCCCCCGCUUGCAAUCCCUUCUUUCGAUCCCCCUUCGCUAUCGAUCUGGGGCUUGAGAUCCCUCCGAUUAUCUGAGGUUGCGCUUUAAUUCCUGUUUGGCCCCGGUCCAAUUGUCGAGGUCCUCAGCUUCCUCUUUCAUUCGAACGAUAUCUCCUUGCGCCACCCCUCCCUUCUCCAGGAAAUAUUCGUCGUGUUCGCGUGCGAGCGGGUCGGAUCGUAGCCUGAGUGAGGACUUGGACCGGCCAUAUCCUUGCCUCUCGACUUGUUCCUUCAUUCUCAACCUUACAAUCACACAUUACUUUCGCCAUGGAGGGUCAAGGUGAAAACGAUGAGCUUUACCCUAUCGCCGUCCUUAUUGAUGAGCUGAAGCAUGACGAUGUCCUCCUCCGCCUCAAUGCCAUCCACCGUCUUUCCACCAUCGCCUUGGCUCUAGGGCCCGAGAGAACCCGAGAGGAACUGAUCCCUUUCCUUGAUGAUUCCGUUGAGGAUGAGGACGAGGUCCUGACUGCACUGAGCGAGGAGCUGGGAAACUUCAUAGAAUAUGUCGGUGGUCCGGAGUAUGGGCAUGUCCUCCUCUCUCCGCUUGAGAACCUGGCCGCUAUCGAAGAGCCCUUGGUCAGAGAGAAGGCCGUGGAGUCUCUCAACAAGAUCGGUGGGGAGCUGUCCGAAAAGCAGAUCGAAGAAUACUUCAUUCCGAUGGUUCUACGCCUCUCGAAGGCCGACUGGUUCACCUCGAAGGUCUCCGCGACCGGUCUUUACUGUGUGCCUUACAGGAAGGCUUCUCAGCCGUUACAGCAGACCCUCCGGCAAUAUUAUGGAGGACUCGUGCAUGACGAUACACCGAUGGUGAGGAGACAGUCGGGAAACAACUUGGCGAAGUUCAUCAAAGAAUUGAAUACUCCGAUCGUUAUUGACGAAAUGAUACCCCUGUUCCAACACCUUGCCACCGACGAGCAGGACAGCGUGCGUCUGCUUACUGUGGACGUUCUCAUCUCGAUCGCGGAGGAGAUCCCUAAGGAGCAACAGCCUAGCCAUGGUGUCCUCUUGACCUCCCUGCGGAACUUGUUCGAGGAUAAGAGCUGGAGGGUCCGGUAUAUGGUUGCUGACAGAUACGAGAAGAUCGCCAAAGCUGUACACGAAGAGGUUGUGACCCGUGACAUGGUCCCCUCAUUUGUCAAGCUUCUGAAAGACACUGAAGCUGAAGUCCGGACUGCCAUUGCUGGCCAGAUCCCUGGCUUCUGCAGUUUGAUUGACCGGGACACAUUGCUUAAUGAGAUCAUGACCAGUGUGGAGGACCUGGUUUCGGAUCCGUCGCAACAUGUGCGCGCAUCUCUGGGCACUCAGAUCAGCGGCCUUGCGCCCCUUCUCGGAAAGGAUGAGACUAUUGCACACCUUCUCCCCAUGUUCUUGCAAAUGCUCAAGGACGAGUUCCCGGAUGUUCGCCUGCAUAUCAUUUCUAAGCUGGAAUUGGUGAACAAAGUCAUCGGCAUUGAUCUCCUUUCCCAAUCGCUUCUCCCGGCUAUCGUCCAGCUGGCUGAAGACAAGCAAUGGCGGGUUCGCCUCGCGAUCAUCGAAUAUAUCCCCCUCCUUGCAAGCCAACUGGGUGUCCAGUUCUUCGAUGAGCAACUCAGCGAUCUCUGCAUGGGAUGGCUCGGUGAUACCGUUUUCUCCAUCAGAGAAGCUGCUACCCUGAACCUAAGGAAGCUGACCGAAGUCUUUGGCGUCGACUGGGCCAAGGGCUCCAUCAUCCCCAAGGUGAUGGCCAUGGGCCAACAUCCCAACUACUUGUACAGAAUGACAACGUGCUUUGCCAUUUCCACCCUCGCCCCUGUUGUCUCGAUGGACAUCAUUGAGAACUCAAUCCUGCCCAUCUUGGAUAGACUUAUCUCCGACGAAAUCCCCAACAUCCGGUUCAACGUUGCCAAGUCUUAUGCCGUGCUGAUCGACACCCUGCGUCGCCUCCCCGCGGAGGGCACCCUGACAGAGCUGGAGAAGGCGGGUAAAACCGCCACCCCGUCGCCGCGGGGCCAAGAGCUCAUCCAGCAGAGAGUGAUCCCCAGCCUGGAGAAGCUGCAAGAAGAUGAGGAUGUCGACGUCCGGUACUUCGCAACGACUGCCGCAGGCGGCCACGAGGAAGUCAUGCAGACUUCACCGUAGGCUACUUCCCCGACCCGGCGUAGGCCAGCACCUGCACGUCAUCGCGAGACACCUUCGGUGUGAGUGGGAAUAAUAACACGGCACUCGCACGAAUUUGGGUGGAUUUCCAGUUUUGUCGAACUUAGAAAUAGUCAGAGCGUCUGACUGGUACGAAAUGCUCAUGGCGUUCUACAUGUAGAGUCUUUUGGUCCACGAUCCAUAAUCCUGCGAAAAAAUCAGAUCAUGC